This is a messenger RNA of Penicillium subrubescens, 1746 nucleotides long. Its product is annotated as flavin-containing monooxygenase. The coding region runs from base 1 to 1746 and encodes 581 amino acids. The transcript is spliced from 8 exons. Gene Ontology annotation, molecular function: NADP binding; N,N-dimethylaniline monooxygenase activity; flavin adenine dinucleotide binding. NCBI's taxonomy places the organism in Eukaryota, Fungi, Ascomycota, Eurotiomycetes, Eurotiales, Aspergillaceae. The record is from RefSeq and is a predicted model, not a curated record.
AUGAAGCGUCUGUCGCGAGUAUUCAGUGGUAGUCCUAAGCCCGUUCCCGAAAAGGAAGAGCCUCAACAGACCCCCAAAACUAUCAUUGAAGGUCGGUCUGUGGAUGAAGGCAGACCCUUGAGAGUUGUGGUCAUUGGCGCUGGUAUCUCGGGCAUUCUCGCCUGCAUCCGGUUUGUCCAGAGAAUUCCAAAUCUUGAUCUGUGCAUCUAUGACAAGAACGCGGAUAUUGGAGGAACUUGGGUUGAGAACCGGUACCCAGGCUGUGCAUGUGAUAUUCCCGCACACACCUACCAGGCUACCUUCGAGCCCAACAAGGAAUGGUCUUCAUUCUAUGCCACUUCACCGGAGAUUCACCGAUACUGGAAGCGGAUUGUUGACAAGUAUGGAUGCAUGAAAUACAUCAAGUUGAAGCAGCAGGUUGAAGGGGCCACCUGGGAUGAAGAGAACUCAAAGUGGCAUGUUCAAAUCCAAGACAUGGAUAGUGGCUCAACGUAUAGCGACCAAGCUGAUGUUCUCAUCCAAGCGACUGGUGCUCUCAACAACUGGAAAUGGCCAAAUAUCCCUGGUCUCCAUGACUUCAAGGGCAAGCUGCUGCACAGUGCCUCUUGGGAUGAGGAAUAUGACUAUUCGAACAAACGGGUGGCUGUGAUUGGAAACGGUUCCAGUGGCAUUCAAAUUGUGCCCGGGAUGCUUCCGAAGGUGACCCAUAUUGAUCACUAUAUUCGCAGCCGGACCUGGGUUUCUCCAACUUUUGCGAGAGAGCAGAUUGAUAAACGUGGCAAGGGACUAGAGAACUAUAACUUCACACCGGAGGACAUUGAGACUUUCAAAAACGACCAUGAAGCUUACCAGAAAUUCCGUAAAGAAGUGGAGCUCGAGUUGCAGUCUAUCCAUGGGGCCACCCUCACUGGUCACCCUAUGCAAGUGGGAGCCCAUGAAGCCUUUGUCACAAAUAUGAAGCGGCGCUUGACGAACAAGCCUGAGCUUGCGGAUGAUCUUAUUCCUUCAUUCCCGCCAGCUUGUAGACGCUUGACACCGGGCCCAGGCUAUCUCGAGGCUUUGACGGAUGAGAAGGUUGAUAUCAUCAAGUCUGACAUUGUCAAGGUUGACGCGACAGGUAUUCUCACAGCAGAUGGUCAGCACCGAGAGGUCGAUGCAAUUGUUUGUGCUACCGGGUUUGAUACAACCCAUACUCCACGAUUCCCUAUCAAGGGACGAGGUGGACUCACUCUGGCGGAGCGCUGGAAAAAGACUCCCGAGACAUACAUCUCGGUCGCAACCGAUGGGUUCCCCAAUUACUUCAUCUCCCUCGGGCCCAACGCCGGCCUGGGAGAAGGUAACUUGCUCAUCUUGAUCGAAAGGGAGAUCGAUUACUUCACAGAAUGUGUGAAGAAGAUGCAACGCGACAACAUCCGCACUCUGGCUGUAAAAGCCGACGCAGUCCGGCGUUUUACGCAGUAUUGCGAUGAAUACUUCGCAGGCACCGUCUUCAGCAGCAAAUGUCGAAGUUGGUACAAGGGUGGUACUGAAGAUGGGCGCAUCAUUGCACUAUGGCCUGGGUCCUCCCUUCAUGCGAUGAAGGUAUUCGCAAAUCCCCGUUGGGAAGACUUUGACUAUAAGUAUGUCAACGACAAUCCGACCGGGUGGUUUGGAGAUGGCUGGACCGAGAAUGAAAAACAUGACAAGAUUAAUGUGAAUUAUCUUGAUGAUGAUCAGAUUGAUUUCCCCCAGCCUGUGCAAGUAUAG